Penicillium brevicompactum is the source of this 2037-nucleotide messenger RNA. Its product is annotated as fungal specific transcription factor domain-containing protein. Gene Ontology annotation, molecular function: DNA binding; zinc ion binding. The record is from RefSeq and is a predicted model, not a curated record. The transcript has 6 exons. Gene Ontology annotation, biological process: DNA-templated transcription. NCBI's taxonomy places the organism in Eukaryota, Fungi, Ascomycota, Eurotiomycetes, Eurotiales, Aspergillaceae. The annotation marks the transcript as partial.
UCCAAUGUCGUGACAACUUACCGAUUGCCCAAAGCCCCAUGGACUCAGCUGCGAUCCGCCGGAGAAAGAGACGGGUUGCCGACGCGAAUCGCAAGAGGGCAGCGCGCGCCUCCGCCUGGCGAGCUCACUGAGAUCGACUCCUCGCUCACGGCAGAUACUCGGAUACCCAUUUCGGCAGAGGGCUCACUCGAUCCACAUGAUUUACUUUCACCCGCAUCCGCUCUAUCCCAAGGACUCGCAGAGCAUGUUGUCUCUGGCCAAUCCAAGAAAGUUCCAUGGCCAAACAUCUUGUGUCGACUUCGAGAAGCAUUCUCAUUGGACUUGAGUCCCUCAACUGGAGAGAGAGACAUAGCAGCCUUACAAGCGCAUACAACUCGCUCCAAGCCUCUUCAGCCAUCUGAGAUGGCACGCCUUCAGGCGGCAAUCGUGGCGUUCCCACCACACCUGUUCUUCUACCUCGAUCAAGACCAAAUGUUGACCGAGUUGGAUCAAUUCUAUAGAGAUCAAACUUGCCCUUUAAGGUCAGACUUGAGCUUUGUGUGUCUUGCACUAGCGACAUUUGCAUUAGGAAGCCAGUGGACAACCCUAGAGAGACCCGAGGAGUCUGUCGUGAACCUGAAUCGAGAUGAUGAUGACCUAGGACGGGUAUUCUACACCCAUGCAAAAACGCUCAUUCCAGAUAUUAUUGAUCGAUCAUGCCUUCGCUCUAUACAAGCACCCUUUUUGCUGGGUGUGUACCUAAUGCCGGCAAACGCCAUUGGAUCAUCAUAUGUUUACAUGGGUCUGGCUCUGCGCAAGGCAAUAGCCUUCGACCUGCAUUUGGAAAAUGUCGAUGAAAGUAUUAAUGCGACUGAAGUUGAGAUUCGCCGUCGGCUGUGGUGGUCUAUCUAUUCUCUUGAGAGGUGCACUACGAUAAAGCUGAAUAGGCCUCGGUCUAUCAGUACUGAAAUCAUCAAGACACCAGCUCCAUCACCUCUUCCGUCAUUGGAUUCUCGCCAGAAAUACAAUAAUAUACAAUAUCAGAUGGCUUAUACUCGCUUGAUCAGAAUUCUAGAUCAGAUCGCGGAGCCACGUAAAAGCUCUACUGGUUAUGUAGAAAAUCAUUCCGAGAAAUGGCGAUCAGAUCUUCGGCAGUGGAAGAAAUCACUGCCCGCCGAGUUCAAGAUCGACACGAUGGAUCCCAAAGAUUCAAGAUAUCGUCCAACCUUUCAUUUAUAUUUGAACUACUACUAUGCAUGGAUAACAAUGGGAAAAGUGGCUCUUGUUACUGUUGCUCGAACAAAUCUACGCAACCGCACGCAUCCUUCAUCCGAAUCGUCCAAACCGAGCGAAUGCUCUCUAUCUGAAUCCCAGUCUUGUGUGAAAGCAGCCCGAAAGCUACUGUUGCUAUUUGAAACACUCACAAAACAUCGCAAGAUCACUCGUUUCUCUUUCACUGAUUUCCAAGGGUGCAGUAUUGCGACGAUUGUGACACUGGUAUCUGGAAUCAUGGAGCGUGAUUCUGGGUAUGAAGGUCGAGUAGCCUUCGGCCUAGAUUGCCUCCGAAGAAUGGCGACCGGGAACAUGACCGCGAAAAUGGGAGUCAAGUUUGUCGAGGCGGUCCAGACAAUUACAAAUGAGGCCAGGAACAAGCUACACGAUAAAAACAUUGCAUUUCGGGAACCAGAGCCUCAAAAUGAGAGUCCGGCUUCUUUGUCGGACUAUGACCGUUGGGCUGAAUGGUUCAGCAAGCUCGAUCGCCCCCAGACUCAGGAGCAGAGGUCAAGCUUGGAAGAAGCCAUAGUUUCAGAACAAGCCGUACAAUUUUCACAAAUGCCUUCAGAGUCGGCUGCAUCCAACAUGGAUACCAUGGCAAGUUGGAGAACGGCGAAUGAUCAAUUUGAGAUUGAAGAAAGCCUGCUGCCGUUGGCCAUGCCAAUGAAUCGAGAUUUUCAAUACUCGACAGACGAAUUCUGCUCGGCACUACAGAGCGACGAUCCAACCUUUCUCAUGGGAUUGACUGGGCUUGAUGUGUUGGACUUUUCUGGGUUUCCUUGA